CAUAUCUUCUGCAUUGUUCUCUGUCCUUUACUGCAUCUAUUACGUCUAUUAUAUCUUCUUGUAUCUUUAGUGACGACAUUUCUUGCGAAUCGGUAACAUGGCUCGCGGCAAAAAUUCGAAUCGGGGCGGAUAUCGCGGCAACGGUCGCGGCGGCUCCAGAGGUCGAGGGCGAGGUAGUGGUGACCCUAUGGACGACUUCUCCGAUUUCUCGAUAUACGAUUGGAUGAACAACGCACCUAGAGGAACGGCCAGUAAUGGCUCCAAUACGCCCAAGUAUAGAGGUCGAGGACGUGGAGAUGGAUCCUCGACCCCAAGAGGCGGCACUCCAAGAGGCGGCACUCCAAGAGGCGGCACUCCAAGAGGCGGCACUCCAAGAGGCGGCAUCCCAAGAGGCGGCACCCCACGAGGUGGGUUUGCGACAUCAAGCAGAGGCUUUGACAGUCCUCGCGGCAGGGGGCGAUCGCGGUACAACACACUCAGUGAAAUGGAAGACCCUGAUCCCGGGAUGGGACGAGGCAGAGGCAGUCCUGUCGGCAGAGGAAGGGGACGCGGAGGCAAGAACCUUGCUUCCAAACUGAAAGCAGGCGUCCCGCUUUCGAAACUGCUGUACGAAGAUCGGCCACUGUUGAAGCCCAUCAAGUUCGUGCGCUCAGUAUACACAGCAACAUUAUUCGAGGAGGAGGAAGAUAUCUUGCAGCCUUUAGCAGAAGAUACCACAAAUGAUGAAGCGAGUCAUGUACCGACCGCUGCGCAGAUUAACCGCGUCUUCGGGACAGCAGAGGUCGACGCUCCAGAAGAACAGCUCGAGGAGAUCGAUUUCUCUGAUAUUGGCAAGCUACAAGCAGAGGUCGACGCUGCUGCUGCGAAGUUGGCAGAAUCAAAGACCGAGACCGCCUUAGAUGUUGCUGUCGUUGGAGAGAAGUUCACUGGCUUCUACAUCGACACGAAUCCAGCUCCCGUUAAGGAGGGCACUCAUACACGAGACAUAAGAGAUAUCCUCGGCGAUGACGACGACGACGACGACGACGAAGUGAUUGUCUAUGUUGCUCCCCAUCCCCGCGCAGGCCCUGUUACUCCGCCUCUGACUCCCGCUGCCGCGGAGUUCAUACCGACCACCUCAAUAUUGACCGGACUUGUUCCACAAUUAUCUGUAGCAGAGGCUCCAGCGCCUCCUUCCCUCAGCGAUACCAUUAUCGACGCCACGCACGCAGCAGCGCCGGAACAUUCUCAUGCCAAAGACUUUGGAGGAAGUGCCGAGGAGCAUCCUGUGACUAUUGCGCCACAUGUAUUGGAAUCUGUCCCCGUUGUCGAGUCGGUGGAAGAGGCACCCGUACCUUCUGUUGAAGCCUUGUCCUCGGCAGAGACAGCUAUUGAGCCACAGCAGCCUGCUCUAGAAGCUGAGCAGACAGCGGACGCGACAGCAUCAGAGUUCGCUCCCCGGCUCCCCGUGGAACCCGCCCAGCCCUCGGACUCUUCUGCAGAAGCCGGCUUAAGCUCCCAGCCCCCACCUGCCGAGAAAUUCACGUUCUCAUUCAAGGCAACGACGCAGAAGAAGACCUACACCCGGCGGCCGCACCCCGCGCGUACCCCGCGCUCGCUGCUCAAGCAGGGCGCACGCACGUGCCGCAAGCCGCCGCGCGGCUUCAGCUCGUUCGGUGCGAGCCUCGCGGAAGCACAGCUCCAUCGCGAGGACCCGCGCGCGGCCGAGCGGCGCAUCGGGGACUCGGACCUCGAGUGGGGCGACGACGCGUCGGAUGACGGCGUCGAGGAGCUCGAGAAUGGCGUGGGCGACAUGGCGGUAGAUGAUGAGCUCGAUAUCAAUGCGAUGAAGAGCUUUGUGAAGAGUAUGGGUGCAGAGGGAUCCCGUAUGGUGACGAUGGAUGAUAUUGCGGAUGCACAGCACAUGCAGGAAGAAGAUGAGGAGGGAGAGGAGGGAGAGGGAGAGGGCAGUACGGCUGGGAGCAGUGAGGAGGAUAGCGAGCUCGAAGCGGCUGUUCGCAUGGAGGAAGAGUUUAUGGUCGCGGAAAGUGCUGAGAUCGCUGUGGAUGAUGUGAAUGAAGAUGGCGAGGAGGACGAAGACGGAGACGAAGACAGCGACGACGACGAGUUUGAUAGCCCUCGACGCGGCUUCCAGGCCCGUCUUCAGCGCAUCCGCGAGCACGCGGCGAAAGGCAAGGGCAAAGCGAAGGCUGUACAACCUCCUGACAGCGAUGAAGACAAGGACGAGGACGACGUCGAGAUGACCCUUGAGCGAUCUUGGGCAGACGAAGAUGAAGACUUCAUUGCGCAUAUACAGGAUCUAGUCGAUGAGGGCCAGGAGAUCCUCAGUCGUAAGGACCAUAAGCUGCAGAACGAGCUUUUCCGGUUGAUUCGCGAUGGCGAAAUUGAUUAUGAUGAAUAUGAAGAGCUCAUGGGCCGUCCAGCCAGGCGAAAUAAAGACAAGUACAAAGAUCUACCCGACGAGCUACAGGCGCAAUGGGAGGCCGACCGCGCAAAGAAGGCGGAGAACAAGCGGAAACGCGCGCAGACACGGCUGGAGGCCGAGGCCGAUCCUCUCACGAAGAAGAAGGGCGGAAAGAAGGGCAUGAAGGCGAUGCUCGCCGCGGCGCGGUACGAGGGCGAGGAGGAGCUCCCGAACAGGAUCGUUGACCUCGCGACACUCGAGAAGCAGAUCCGGCGGUUCCUGGCUAACAUUGGCGGGCCGCGGACGAUGAGCACGCCGCCGGCGGACAAGGAAGCGCGGAAGCAGAUCCACGAGCUGGCGAACGCGUUCAGCCUGAAGAGCCAGAGCAAGGGCAAGGGCAACACACGCUACACUGUUCUGACAAAGACGACGAAGAGUGGGACCAACGUCAACGAGUGGAAGAUUCGCAGGAUCUUGAAUGUGUCUGGGUAUUGGGACACCACUGGGUCAGCGCGUGGCGGGAACGGCAAGGGAGUUUCUUUGGCUAAACAUCAUGAGGGAGAAGAGGUCGGGAAGGCCGCACCCAAGAUUAACGCGAGCAACAUCGGCUUCCAGAUGCUCGCGUCCAUGGGCUGGGCCGAGGGCGACCGCAUCGGUCUCUCCGGCGGGCUGGAGGCGCCGCUAACUGCGAAGAUGAAGAAGACGAAGCUUGGUCUUGGUGCAAUGCCGAUUUUUUGAUUGUCAUGCGAAUGUACGACAGGAGGCGUUGCUUCAUAUCUUGGACAAUAUAGCCUUCUUCGAGGCAAAGGCAUGUACUUUGGGUGUAAGGUAUCGUGGUUAGCGGGGUCAUCAAUAAGCAGCGACAUGUGGCAUACUUAUCGCCCCCG
Phanerochaete carnosa HHB-10118-sp is the source of this 3291-nucleotide messenger RNA. RefSeq lists its product as uncharacterized. The transcript is spliced from 7 exons. Gene Ontology annotation, molecular function: nucleic acid binding. The record is from RefSeq and is a predicted model, not a curated record. Lineage: Eukaryota; Fungi; Basidiomycota; Agaricomycetes; Polyporales; Phanerochaetaceae. The coding region runs from base 188 to 3142 and encodes 984 amino acids.